UGGACUCUGUAUUAGGUUUAUGGCGCUAACGUUGUCACGGUGUUUUUUCUGUUUAUUAAAGUUUACCGUUUUAGAGAGAGAGAGUUUAAAAGAAAAAUAAAUAUACAAAAAGACAUCAGUAUGAAGCGUGGCAGUUUAUUGAACCUAUGCAGCUACAAAUGGGAUUCAACACUUCUGUACACUUAUUUACGCCAGAUCCGAAUUGGAACGCCCUACGUACUCAAACUAAGGCUAACAGUAACCGAGAGGUCACACAGCUACGCCCCCGCUCUGUACCGCCUCACCACACAGCUCUGCCCCUUAGUGUGUGUGUGUGGGUGAGAGUGUUGCAGUGUGUUAGUCGGACCGUGGUCAGCAAAACCAGACCGGGACGGCUUCAGCAUGCGAAAAGAGAGCCCGUUGCUGAGGUGGCUCCGCUGGAUUGUUGCUGUAGCUGCUGUUUUGCUGGUGGGCUUUGUCAUAGGCUGGUUCGCAAGGCCCACGUCUUCACACGUGCAAGGAGAUGGGACCUCAAGCCAAUACCUGAGGAAGUUCCUUGACGAGAUGAAAGCAAGCAACAUCAGAGAGCACCUUAGAAAGUUCACCAGACUCCCCCACCUAGCAGGCACCAAGCAGAAUUUGGUGUACGCAGAACAAAUCCGGGAGGAGUGGCUUAGCUUUGGACUGGACUCAGUUGAACUGGUGCCCUAUGACGUCCUGCUGUCGUAUCCCAACAAGUCGCAGCCCAACUACAUCUCCAUUGUGGACCAGCUGGGCAAUGAGGUCUUCAACACCUCCCUGGCCGAGCCCGUCCCCGAUGGGUAUGAAGGUGUUGCUGACAUUAUACCUCCGUACAGUGCAUUCUCUCCCAAAGGACAACCUGAGGGGGAGUUGGUGUAUGUGAACUAUGGCCGCACCGAAGACUUUGUCCAGCUCAAGAGAGAGAUGGGAAUAAAUGUAACUGGGAAGAUAGUGAUCGUGCGCUAUGGGAAGAUCUUCAGAGGAAACAAGGUGAAGAACGCCAUGCUAGCAGGAGCCAAGGGCAUCAUCAUGUUCUCGGACCCAGCCGACUACUCCGCCGUCGGGGUGCAGCCCUACCCUGAUGGCUGGAACUUACCCGGGGGAGGUGCCCAGAGAGGAAAUGUACUAAACCUGAAUGGAGCUGGAGACCCCCUCACACCAGGCUACCCUGCUAAAGAAUACACCUACAGAUCCAACCUAGAAGACGGGGUGGGUCUCCCCAAGAUUCCUGUGCACCCCAUUGGUUACCAUGAUGCCAUGCACCUGCUGAAGAACAUGGGAGGAAGGCUGCCACCAAACAACUGGAAAGGAGCCCUGAACGUUUCCUACAGUAUCGGACCGGGCUUCACAGACACCUUCAGAACACAGAAAGUGCGCAUGAACAUCCACACCAAUAACCAGGUGACCAGGAUCUACAACGUGAUUGGUCGGAUCAGAGGAGCUCAGGAACCAGACCGCUACGUCAUCCUGGGGGGGCACCGGGACGCCUGGGUGUUUGGCGCGAUCGACCCGAUGUCCGGUGCAGCCGUGGUCCAUGAAACCGUCCGGAGUGCCGGGAAACUGCUCAGCAAUGGUUGGAGGCCUAGGAGAACUAUCAUAUUUGCCAGUUGGGAUGCAGAGGAGUUUGGACUGCUGGGAUCAACCGAAUGGGCCGAGGACAAUGCCAAGUUGUUACAAGAGAGAGCAGUGGCCUACAUCAAUGCUGACUCUGCCAUAGAAGGUAUGUAUACACUUAGGGUAGACUGUACUCCAUCGCUACACACCCUGGUAUAUGACCUAACAAAACAGAUAGCCAGCCCAGAGAAGGGAGAGGAGGGAGUGUCUCUCUAUGACAGCUGGCACAAGAGAGACAACUGGACUAGUGACCGCGAUGCCCCCAGGAUCAGUAAGCUAGGUUCAGGCAGUGACUUCGAGGCCUACUUCAUCCGGCUGGGCAUCGCUGCUGGUCGAGCCAGAUACACCAAGGAUCGGAAGACGGAGCGAUACAGCAGUUACCCAGUCUAUCACAGUGUGUACGAGACCUUUGAGCUUGUGGAGCGGUUCUACGACCCCACCUUCAGAAGGCUUCAGGCGGUGGCACAGGUUCGGGGCGGGCUCAUAUUCCGGCUGGCGGAUUCCCAGCUUCUCCCCCUGGACGCUAACGAAUACGCAGGGUCUCUGAGGAGGUAUGUGCUGAGCAUCGCCGAGCGCGCAAAGAAGCAUCCUGAGGAGAUGAAGAUGUACAGAGUCACAUUUGAUGCAUUGUUUUCUGCGGAGGAGAAUUUUACUAUUGCGGCAAGAGAUUUCCAUGUACGACUGCAGAACCUCAACAGAGCAGACUCACUGGAGGUACGCAUGGUGAAUGACCAGCUCAUGUACCUGGAAAGAGCUUUCAUAGACCCCCUGGGCCUCCCUGGCAGACCCUUCUACAGGCACCUGAUCUUUGCUCCCAGCAGCCAUAACAAAUAUGCAGGCGAGUCUUUCCCAGGCAUCUAUGAUGCCUUGUUCGACAUUGAGAGUUCAGCCAAUCAGCAGCAGGCGUGGCAGGAAGUCAAGCGUCAAAUCAGCAUUGCGGCCUUCACCGUCCACGCAGCAGCCAUGACACUCACACAACCUGCCUGAGAGAGAGAGAGAGAGAGAGAGAGAGAGAGAGAGAGAGAGAGAGAGAGAGAGAGAGAGAGAGAGAUUCUUAACACAUGUCAUUCAGCAACAACCAGAGACAUCCUGGACAAUACGCCUCCUGGAAUAGUGCUACAUCCAUCAGCACCAUCAAGGACAGACCUUGUUAUGCCACAUCUUUAGAUUGAUAUUUUGCACAAUCGUAGAACAAAACAAGGAAGGUCUGUGAAACAUGUUAAUGGUUUUGUUUAAAACCUCUAGUACAUUUGAACAAAUAGAAUUCCAUUCAGAAUUGUAUGCAAGAACAAUGUUGGUGGAUUCAUGUGAUUUAAUUAAUUAACCUACAGCAGAAGUAUCAUUCCCAUUAACUGUGCUUUGGAGAUCUUUAAAUAAUGAAUGAUUGUCAACCCCACUAGAUGGCUUGUACAUCAUAAAGCUGAUAAAGUGUUAAUAAUCCUGGGUCCAAUGUAGGGAAGUCAUCCAAGGUAGGGUGUCAUUAAAUGUAGUACAAUUUUACUUUAUCCAGUUUUUUGCUUGCUUCCAUGGCUGCUGGGCAGAUUUGCUUUAUGUCUGGCAACCCAGGGUACUCCGAGAAAAAUAUAUGAAUCACUAACACCGGCCCGGAAGAAAUUUCAAAGGAGAACAUACUGGCUGUAGUAUUGUUGUGGGAAAGCCAGGAUUUCGAUUUAACCGGUUUCCCUAAUCUCUGACAUAUGACAUAUAAGACAAAAUCAGACAACAUUUGAGCUAUAACCCUCAGGUGGCAGGUUUCAAUACCCAGCCCUCUCCAAAAAAUAGGACAAAGCAGUCAUUCAUUCCACAAUCCAUCAGCUUUUUAAACCAACAACUAGAAAGAAGGUUUUAAUUCUCCUUCUCAGCGGGUCUGACAAGGGAACGCAAUAUUUUCUUACAUGACUUUUUUUUUUUACCCAUUGUAUUUAUUUAUUCUGAUGGCAUGUGGAAUACUGGCCACUAUGCACUUGCGAUCUGUAGCCAGGGGAUUCUGUUUUGAUGUCAUGUCUGUCUAAAGUCUAAUGUCCUUAUAUGUUUCCUUGUAUUACGUGGGAAAAAAGAUUUUGGGGUCUUGUUUAACGGUCAUGUGUCUCUGUCUCAUUCACUGAGAAAAAAAAAUCCCCAAGGGGACAAUAAAUGAUCUAUAUAUCUA
This is a messenger RNA of Gadus chalcogrammus (walleye pollock), 3763 nucleotides long. RefSeq names its product N-acetylated alpha-linked acidic dipeptidase 2 (gene naalad2). The transcript is spliced from 21 exons. NCBI's taxonomy places the organism in Eukaryota, Metazoa, Chordata, Actinopteri, Gadiformes, Gadidae. The record is from RefSeq and is a predicted model, not a curated record. Gene Ontology annotation, molecular function: carboxypeptidase activity. The coding region runs from base 382 to 2601 and encodes 739 amino acids.